Parnassius apollo (apollo) is the source of this 450-nucleotide messenger RNA. Lineage: Eukaryota; Metazoa; Arthropoda; Insecta; Lepidoptera; Papilionidae. The record is from the annotation of a GenBank genome assembly.
AUGGGAGUCCGUUGCCUUGCCCCGCGCUUUACUGCCACUGCCGAGUAUCCAGUACGCCGCUGGCUUGCCCCCGGCAGCUGCUGGGGGGAGGGGUGCGCCGUCUGCGCGCCGCCCACACGCCACAAACCUCUUCCCCCACCCCCACCCCCCGCACACCUCAUACACCGAAAACCCUCUACGCGCCCCACACCCCCCCUCGCCAAACCAUCCCCACUCACACCAAUCACCUCGUUCGCUUCGCGUGCAGUGGGUGACGACGUACGAGAAACUCUAUGCGAUGUGAACUCUCCGCGAAACGAAUUUUUCCUAAGAUCCCCGCGUGGUGAAAUAGCGAGUGUGUAUCUGGACAAGCUGGACGCGGUCAGCCGCUGCCUCGGGCGCGUGCUCGACUCCCCCCGCCAGCCUCACACCCCGCACCUCCCCCCGCACUCCCCGCGGGACGUGCCGUGA